Messenger RNA from Brugia pahangi, 1893 nucleotides. The record is from the annotation of a GenBank genome assembly. NCBI's taxonomy places the organism in Eukaryota, Metazoa, Nematoda, Chromadorea, Rhabditida, Onchocercidae.
AUGACGACAAUUGAACUCAUAUCAAGUAUGACAAGCCUCACCGAGGGUUUGAAAUCAGAUGAAAAAGACAGAGAUAUGUCGAUUAGCUUUGAGGAAAAAAAAUCGAUGCCUGAGAAUGCUGAUAAAAGUAGGAAAAAGAAAAAAUCUAUGACAACAGAAAGAGAUCAAUGGUCGGGCCCAUUCGAUUUUAUCAUGUCAAUGAUCGCAUAUGCUGUUGGAUUAGGCAAUGUAUGGAGAUUUCCAUAUUUAUGUUUUAAAAAUGGCGGUGGUUCAUUCUUGGUUGUUUACAUAAUAUUUUUCUCACUUGGCGCAUUACCUGUGUUUAUUAUGGAAAUUACAAUAGGGCAGUAUGCACAACGUGGCGCUAUGGAAAUUUGGAAUUUAUGUCCCUUAUUUAAAGGUGUUGGUAUCGGUAAUGUUGUGAUUGCAUUUAUGUGCAUCGCAUAUUUUUGCGUUAUAUCAAGUUGGUCCAUCUUCUAUAUGAUCAAUUCGUUGUCAUCAGUCUUUCCAUGGGAGACAUGCAACAACUGGUGGAAUGAUAAAACUUGCAUAACUGGACAUGAAGAUGCAACAGUGAUAUCUGAAAUUAUUGCAAAUUUGUCCAAAUAUAAUUUAACUACUGAAACGAGCGUUGAGCAAUACUGGGAACGACGAGUGCUGAUGCAAACCGAUUCGAUAUCAAGCUUUGGUGGAAUUCAGUGGGAGCUUCUCGGAAUAAUGACAUUGUCAUGGAUCAUCGUGUACUUCGCACUUUGGAAAGGCAUUACACAAGCUCGUAAGUUUGUGUAUUUUUGCGCGUUAUCACCGUAUUUCAUGCUGGCAAUUUUGCUUGUUCGUGGUUUAACAUUGCCGGGCGCUGAAGUUGGCAUUUAUUUUUACCUAACACCUAACGCAACAAAAUUAUGGGAUAUUACGGUAUGGAAAGAUGCUGGCACUCAGGUAUUUUACUCAUAUGGAGUAGGAUUCGGGACACUGAUUGCGCUGGGAUCGCAUAAUAAGAAAUCUCAUAAUUGCUUCAGAGAUGGGUUUAUUAUGUGCAUCAUAAAUGGAUCUACAAGUUUAAUUGCUGGCUUCGUUGUUUUUUCCAUCCUUGGCUACAUGUCGGUUAUUGUUGAUAAAAAUAUUGCUGAAAUUGUUAAACCAGGACCAGGUUUAGCAUUCUUAGCAUAUCCCGAAGUAGCCAGUAAUCUUCCUCUUAAACAACUUUGGUCCAUGUUGUUCUUCUUGAUGAUUACAAUCCUUGGCCUAGAUAGUCAGAUUUGCAUGUUGGAAGGUUUAUACACCGCCCUUGAAGAUGUUUUCCCACAUUUUUUACGCAAAUACAAGAAAACUUCACUUGCUUUUACUUGUCUGUUCUUCUUCAUUCUUGGCAUCCCAAUGGUUACUUACGCUGGCUCAUAUUGGCUUACUCUAUUUGAUGCAUAUGGUGCUAGUGGUAUUGCAUUAUUAUUUGUCGUAUUUUUUGAAGUUACUGGACUUUCAUGGGGAUUUGGAGCACACAAAGUACGUAAUGCUUUAAAAGAAAUGAUUGGUGUAGAACUUUGGGCAUGCUGGAUUAUUGUUUGGAAAUUCAUUACACCGUUUGUUACUGCUGUUUUGUUCUUCUUCUGUAUUUACAAAUAUCAACCGUUAAAGUAUCCUACCGGAGAAAGCUUUCCGGUUUGGGCUGAAAUAUUUGGAUUUUUUUUAUCUUCUUGUUCUAUGGUUGUUAUACCAGGGUAUGCAAUCUAUUACCUUUUUUCCAGCAAUCUCGACAGUUCCACCAGUGAACGUUUAAGACGUGGUCUACAUCCACCAUCUGAUUUAGAAACCGGAUUGCCACCAUCACUUGCUUUUGAGCAGCAAGAUGUUGAUAUGGAAUAUAUUGAUUGCGAUUGUGCAAAACAAUUGUAA